Molecule: messenger RNA, 2834 nt
Organism: Hemibagrus wyckioides
Lineage: Eukaryota; Metazoa; Chordata; Actinopteri; Siluriformes; Bagridae
Gene: galnt6
Product: UDP-N-acetyl-alpha-D-galactosamine:polypeptide N-acetylgalactosaminyltransferase 6 (GalNAc-T6)
Exons: 11
Coding region: 257-2116 (619 amino acids)
Cellular component (GO): Golgi apparatus
Source: RefSeq, a predicted model, not a curated record
CGCGGACGGUGGAUAAAUGCUCGUCCGUGUGGCACCUGUUGCGUUCAAAGGGAAAACCGGGAGGACGAUGUGCUCAGUCUUUCUGCUCGGGGAGUCUUUCAACAAACAGCUAAACGACUUUUACCACAUCCCGAGUGAGCACACACACACACACACACACACCGACACGCAGGCACGCGCGAUCUCACCGCGUGAGACGGGAAAUAACGAGUUUCUAGGUCACGCGAUCUGAGUGACGCUACGUCCAGCCUUUAAGAUGCGCCUGAGACGUAGGGUCUCCCCGCUGAAGCUGGCCAUGCUGGGCGGUGCUCUGUUCAUGCUGGUCCUCGUGGUGCUACAGAGAGAUGUGGGUGGAGGUGUUCAAGAGCCCUGGUUCCAGGACUUAUCUAACCGCAAGGAACAGAUGCUGGAGUUAGUCCGCGGUGCCAUGAACAACCUGCCCUUCCAGAUUCCGGGCCAACCUGGGACUGCACACCUACCUUUAGAAGACAACAUGGAUAAAAACUGCCCCUCAGGCUUCUACAGCCAGGCUGAUCUCAAACCUCUGAUCGAGAGGCCACUGGAGGAUCCAAAUAGCCAUGGCGCCGGAGGGAGCGCGUUCCAGGAGGACAAUCUCACUCCGGAUGAAGUGAAGGAGAAGGAAGAGGGCAUGACCAGGCACUGCUUUAACCAGUUCGCUAGUGAUCGGAUCUCCCUGCACCGCAGCCUUGGAGAGGACACCCGGCCUCCAGAGUGUGUAGACCGCAAAUUCCUCCGAUGUCCCCCGCUUCCCACCACCAGCGUGAUCAUCGUGUUCCACAACGAGGCCUGGUCCACCCUGCUGCGCACCGUCUACAGCGUACUACACACCGCCCCGGCCGCCCUGCUGCGAGAAAUCAUACUGGUGGAUGACGCAAGCACAGCAGGUCACCUGCAUUCUCAGCUGGACGAGUACAUAAAGAUGCUGAAGGUGGUUAAAGUCGUGCGACAGAAGGAGAGGAAGGGACUCAUCACGGCCCGGCUGCUGGGAGCCAGUCACGCUCAGGGCGAGAUCCUCACCUUCCUCGAUGCUCACUGCGAAUGUUUUCAUGGCUGGCUUGAACCGCUGCUCGCUCGUAUCGUGGAAGAGCCGAAGGCUGUCGUGAGCCCGGAAAUCACCACCAUCGACUUAAACACGUUCAAGUUUAACAAGCCUGUGGCCACUGCACGCGCUCACAACCGUGGGAACUUUGAUUGGAGCCUGACGUUCGGCUGGGAGGCCAUACCUCACUACGAGCAGGCAAAGCGCAAAGAUGAGACCUACCCUGUCAAAACACCAGCCUUUGCUGGCGGUUUGUUCUCCAUUUCCAAAGCCUAUUUCGAGGAAAUCGGAACCUAUGACGACAAAAUGGAGAUCUGGGGCGGCGAGAACAUAGAGAUGUCCUUUCGGGUGUGGCAAUGUGGAGGUCAGCUGGAGAUCAUCCCCUGCUCCGUGGUCGGUCACGUCUUCCGCACCAAAAGUCCGCACACUUUCCCCAAAGGGACCGAAGUCAUCGUGCGUAACCAGGUCCGCUUGGCUGAGGUGUGGAUGGAUGAUUUUAAACAAAUCUAUUACCGCCGCAACCGGAAUGCAGCCAGGAUUGCCAAAGAGAACCGCUAUGGUGAUAUCACAAAUAGGCUGACACUCCGGGAAAAUUUACGCUGCAAGAACUUUACCUGGUAUUUGAACAACGUCUACCCAGAAGCCUUUAUUCCCGAUCUUAACCCUGUUAAAUACGGAGCACUCAAAAACUUGGGGUCUCAGAGCUGUCUGGAUGUAGGGGAGAAUAAUAACGGGGGAAAGCCUUUGAUUAUGUAUGUAUGCCACAAUAUGGGAGGAAAUCAGUACUUUGAGUACUCAUCACACCAGGAGCUCAGGCAUAACUUGGGCAAACAGCUAUGUCUGCAUGCCAACGCAUACCCUGAUCAAGUGAAGAUCGAGCUGUGCCAGCUGAAGGGUCGUGGCACCAGCGUCGCACCUCAGCAGGAGUGGAUCUUCACUAAGGACAAUUUAUUAAAAAACCCUCCCUCUGGGAAGUGCCUGGACUUGAAGAACGACAAGGUAGUCAUGAACCGCUGUGACUCAAGAGACCUGAAUCAGCACUGGGUGUUCAGCUGAUCUCCGUCUCUGCUGAAAUGUAUUGGAAGUCACACUAAUCCAGCCAGAAGUCGUGUGCUUUGAAGCGCACUGGAGCUCACUCCUGGCCCAUUUGUGUGAAACGAUAGCAUGUUGGGUCAUUUAUUUCCAUUCAAUGGACCAAACUUUUUUUAAAAAACAAAACAACAAACAAAACCAAACUACAAUGAAUGUCAUAUGACUCAGGAAUGCAAGCGGAGGCACCGUCUCUAAAAACGGAUGAACUGUGGGACAGAACGAUCUGACUGCAGUAUUGUUUACAUGCGCUCAACAAACGUGUGCUUUUCAGCCUUUGCGUUUCAGCCUUCAAACUGCUACUUUUAAAGAUUUUAUUUAUGUUUUAAAAAGUGUCUAAGUAUUUUUAUUUUUCGAUUUUAUUUGAAGGCACAUGAGACCGCCUUUAUUUUGCCAAUAAGACAUGGUACAUGUUAUUUUUGUCAUAAAAAUCAUUCCGUUGUCCUGCUACAAGCCAAACUCCAGUGGGGUUUUUCAUCAUGAAAGAUAUAUAUAUAUAUUUUUUUGGUUUAGUUAAGUCAGAGAUCAUGGUACUCUAGUCUUACUGAACAUCCUAAAAUGUGCAGCUUAAGUUAUAAGACUCUCGACGAUCAGGAUUGUGAAACAGCUUCGAGACUAUGAAGUGAAAACAUGAAAUGAACACCUUUUGUCCUUGUUCUAAUUAAAGCUUUCUUGUGACUUUUCA